UUUUCUCUUUGAUCAUCAUUCACUUUUGCAAUUCCAGUCAUUCAUUAAAUACACAGCAAUUUACAAAUUUUUAAGUAAUGGCAAGCCAACAAUUUUAUCGUGAAGACAAUGCUGGAGCUGCUGCAGGCCAAAUCACCGGGGAAGCUCAGGUUAAGAGAGAUGAAAUCCUGAACCAGGCACCAAAUGCAUCCCAACAAACUCCUGAAAAUGAAAGUUCUUACGCCUCCCAAACCUCAAACUUCCUGCAACAGAAAGGAGAACAGGUGAUAAACAUGGCACAAGGAGCCGGAGGACAAGUGAUAAACAUGGCAGAAGGAGCCGGAGGACAAGUGAUGAACUUGGCUCAAGGAGCCGGAACGCAAGUGAAGAACGUGGCUCAAGGAGCCGGUGAGCAAGUGAAGAACGUGGCUCAAGGAGCAACUGAGGCUGUGAAAAACACUCUAGGAAUGAACUCAGACAACUCAACCAACCCAACCAACGCAAGUAACCCAAGCAACCCAUCUAACACAAGGAUCUGAAGUGCUGACUCCAAGCCAGCUCAAGCUAAAAAGCAAAUGCUGAUUUGGGCUGGUUUUUCAUAAGCUUUUUGUGUCAUUAAUUAUCUGCCCUCCAUACUAUGGAGAUGGUGUUCGAUUUCUUUCUUUCUUUAAUGUUGUUUGGGUGAUUGUUGUGAUAUGAUCGUCAUAUUAAUUAUCUUAAUGGUUUGUUAAGAAUAAAUUAAACAGUUGGGCUUUUGCUUUCAAAUUUAUCAAGAGAGCAGUGUAAUUGUGGCAACAAAGAAAAACUGAUAUUUAUAUAUUCAAUUGAACCUUUCUACCCAUAUUUCUAUCUUU
This is a messenger RNA of Mangifera indica (mango), 833 nucleotides long. RefSeq names its product late embryogenesis abundant protein 7-like. Lineage: Eukaryota; Viridiplantae; Streptophyta; Magnoliopsida; Sapindales; Anacardiaceae. The record is from RefSeq and is a predicted model, not a curated record. The transcript is spliced from 3 exons. The coding region runs from base 78 to 518 and encodes 146 amino acids.